AUGAUGGGAGUACUGACGAUCCAGAUAGGUCAAUGCGGUAACCAGAUAGGACACGAAUUUUUUGAGAUUCUUCAUAAAUAUAUAAGUUUUUCAAAGGAUGAAUGUUUUAAAAGUAAAUUAACUACAAUGUAUUUCGAUGAAGAAUAUAAGUAUGGUCAGAAUUUAUUACCUAUUGUUGAAUAUGAAGAAAAUGAAGGGAAUAGAAAAUAUCCGAAUGAAAAUAAUAACAUUAUGUGUUUAAAUAAUUUAAUAGCUAGAUGUAUACUUAUAGAUAUGGAACCUAAGGUCAUUGAAAAAUGUUUAUCUCUAAAUAAUAAUGAUAAUGAUUGUAUUAAAAGAAGAGGAGGAAAAAAAGGAAAAUAUAAACAAGAUGUGCAAUAUAAUAUUGAGAAGAAUGUAGAUAGAAAAAAAUAUGAUGAUACUGAUGAAUGUUGUUUACAAUAUGUUUGUGGAUUAGAUGAUUAUUAUGAAAGAAAAAAUAAUUUCUUAAAAAUAUUUAAAAGGAAUAAUAAUAAUAAUAAUAAUAAAAAUAAUCAUAAUGAUGAUAAUUAUGGUGAAUAUAAGAUGGAUGGUGAGGGUGAAGAGAAUUAUAAAGAAUUAUAUAAAAAUUCUUUAUAUAACAAUAAUGAUAUUUUAAAAAAUGAAGAUACAUGUAUUGUAUAUGAAUAUAUGAAUGAAAAAAAACAUAACAAUAAACUAUAUAGAAAUAAUAAUUUAUUUGAAAAAAAUGUUUGCGGUUCAUAUUAUUUUACAAAUGAAUGGAAAUAUAAUAAAAGUAAUUUUAUUUGUGGAUUAAAUGGAUCUGGAAAUAAUUGGGCUUAUGGUUUUUCUGUGCAUGGCAAAAAUAUUUGUGAAGAUUUUAUAAAUAUUUUAAAUAAAGAGUUUGAAAAGAAUGAAAGUAAAGAAAAUAUAGAUAACAUAUUAUUAUUUCAUAGUUUAGCUGGUGGUAGUGGUAGUGGUUUAAGUUCUUAUAUAUCAUACAUAUUAAAAGAUGAAUAUCCUAAAAAAAAUAUAUUUAAUAUUUGUAUAUUACCAUAUAUCUUUGGAGAAAUAAGUGUUCAAAGUUUAAAUACUAUAUUAUGUUUAUCUUCUUUAUAUGAUUGUUCAGAUGGUUUAAUAUUAAUUGAAAAUGAUAAAUUUGAAUUAAUGUGUAAAAAAAUAAAUAAUGAUGAAAAUAUAAAUCUAGAUGAAAUAAAUAAAUAUAUUAGUUUAUUUUUAGCUUAUAAUAUAGGGUUCCCAAUAAAUUUAUCAAACAGUAAUUAUAAUAAUAAUUCAAACUAUUGUAAUAUAAUGAAUUAUAUUUUAUAUGAUUUAUGUUGUCAUCCAAAUUAUAAAUUAUUAUCAACAAGAUAUUUACCACAAGUAUUUAAAGAAAAUAUUAUAUUUGAACAGAACUCAUUUAAUAUGUUAAUAAAAAGGAUGCAUAGGAUGUUAAUAAAAGGAACCAUUCUUGAUUCUAAUAAUAUUUCUACAAAUGUUAUAAAAAAAAAUACAAAUGAUAUAUCAUCUUAUAUAGAUAAUUAUUAUAUUGAUCGUUUAUCUUCAAGAAAUAUUUUAAAAAAUAAAAAUAUUUUUUUAAAAAAAAAUUUCUAUAUACCUAUAUAUAUGAAUGAAACUAAUAGUAAUUCAUAUGUUGAUAAAACUUAUAAUUCUAUAUAUAUAAAAAAAAACCAAAAAAAAAAAAAAAAUUAUUCUUAUAUACAAAAAACAAAUAAAACUCAAAAUAAUCAAGAUAAUAUAAAUAUUUUAAAUGAACAUAAAAAUAAGUAUAAUAAAACAGAUGAAUAUAAUCAUUAUAUACAUAAUAAUGUAGUAUUACAUUCAAAAAUGAUAAUGAGAGGAGAAAUCAAUGAAAAUAUUGAUUUAAAUCUAUUCAAAAAUCAUGUCUUAUAUAAUAAUAAAUCUUUAACUCCUCUAGAAAUUUAUAUAGAUGAAAAUAAACUAUUCAAUUAUAAUAGUAUAUCUAUGAUAUCUAAUUGUUUAACUCCCAUACCAACAUUAAAACAUAUACUACAAAAGGCAAAAUUAUUAUUUUCGACAAAUGCAUAUAUAUAUCAAUAUAAUAAUUAUGGAGUUACACAUGACCAAAUAUAUAAUUCACUUAUGUAUGCUGAACAAAUAGUUAAUUCAUAUGAGAGUUUAUCUUGUGAAUGGAUAUAA
This is a messenger RNA of Plasmodium adleri (nom. inval.), 2160 nucleotides long. RefSeq names its product delta tubulin, putative. The record is from RefSeq and is a predicted model, not a curated record. Gene Ontology annotation, molecular function: structural constituent of cytoskeleton; GTP binding. The transcript has a single exon. Gene Ontology annotation, biological process: mitotic cell cycle; microtubule cytoskeleton organization. NCBI's taxonomy places the organism in Eukaryota, Apicomplexa, Aconoidasida, Haemosporida, Plasmodiidae. Bases 1 to 2160 code for a protein of 719 amino acids. Gene Ontology annotation, cellular component: cytoplasm; microtubule.